CGGUCCGGUAAGUGGAUGAAGAGCAGGCUGGACGCUACAUUGGAGAUGUGAUGUAUUAUAAGUGUAAGAUUCUGAAGUCUUUAUUGCCCUGCGAUUCGACACUUUGGAGGUUCGUUAUGUGUGAAUGUUGUAACGUUCAUAAACUGGUAUAAUGGCAGGCUUGGGCCGUCAUGUCAAUUCUACUUUAGAACUUCGGCGAAUGCUUAAAUUUUUGUGCGUGGAUAAUUAAUUCAGUGCAUCAUUUCCAUUAUAAAGGUUCGGAAAUCUUGGUCCAUUUUACAGGCUUUUGGAUCCUAUUUGCUGUACAUUGAAUGCUCUUCAGUGUUUUAACGCUGUUCUUCAUCAUUUUAAAGAAAAGGUUUGAAACAAAAAAAUCUAUUGAUAUGAGCUGUUGGGAAUAGAAUGGUAGAUCAUAUUUUCAUUUAACAUGGUAUGAGUUCAGACGGCGGACCCUGAAAAUAUUUCGUCCAGCGGUAAUUUGCUGGUUCCCGGACUGCCUGGAGAUUGGCUCUCUGAUUACUGGUGCAGUAAACCCCUGUGGGGGGCGCUAGGCCGAUGGACGGGCACUGGUUCCCCGCUCUUUACACGGUUGUACUCUCUCUGUCGGUUCAUAUGAUUAAUUAUGUACUGAGUGAUUGCCCGGAGUCCUCUAGGACCUGCCUCCUCCCCGUGUCCCGCCUGCAGCUGUACGUCCAUGACAUACUGCCCCUGGGCGGCUUCUACACGACAUACAACCAAACAGCACUGGUGGACAUAUGCAGGUUGGUUGAUGAAUAUCAGACUUGUUCUCAGACAAUCACAAAAGGUUGUGAUAGAAUAACUAUCCAUAAUAUGCAUUUGCUAUACCGUGCCUUCCUUCCUAUCUGUGGAAAAUAUAAACAAGACUACGUAUAUCACAGGGACUGCUAUAGCCAACAAAUGUUUUUAUACAAGUCUUGUCAUCAGAGAAGGCAAAGCCAAGUUCACCAAAUACGAAGGAAUGAGCACUACAAUUUACAGAUCUGCCAAGUAACCAACCAGUAUAUGAAGUGUGUUUACCUUGUUACAGCAUUACAGUGUUCUAUGGAGGCGGCGGAUGUGUACUUUAAUAUUCUAAACCAAUCAAUAUCAUUGUCAUUCAGUGACGCAGACUUCACGUGUUAUAUACGUCAUCCCGAUGACGACAUAUCUGUUUUCACGACAACGAAAUCCACUUCUAGGGCUGCGACAUCUCUAGGUUUUACAACGAGUGUUGGGGGUCCGAAAGGCAAACGAUCUGUCAGUUCCGCAACAGAAGCAGUUUCUUCUAAUUCGGGGUGCUUUGUAUUGCUUCUCGUGCUUUAUUUUAUAAUCAUAACAAUGAUUUAAUAGUAAAUAUUUUUAUUCA
Molecule: messenger RNA, 1366 nt
Organism: Saccostrea cuccullata (small rock oyster)
Lineage: Eukaryota; Metazoa; Mollusca; Bivalvia; Ostreida; Ostreidae
Exons: 5
Coding region: 556-1347 (263 amino acids)
Source: RefSeq, a predicted model, not a curated record